CACCAAAAGUUCAAGACAGAGUCGCAAUCGUCGGUUACCCCCAUAUUGUAUACUACAUACUAGUCUUCUUGCAUCUUCUAUUUAACUAAUUAAUUAGUAUGAUCAUCAGAUCCAUCUAACAUAAUAUUUAUUCACCACCAUGGCUACUUCACUACCGCUUCAAGACAGAGUCGCAAUCGUCACCGGCUCCUCCCGCGGAAUAGGCAAAGGCAUCGCAAUUCACCUAGCUUCACUCGGGGCAAAACUUGUCAUCAACUACACCUCCAAUUCAAACCUCGCUGACUUAGUCGCUGAGGAGAUAAACGCCAACCAACCCACUCUACGAGCCAUAACCAUCCAAGCUGACAUCUCUGAUCCAGCCGGUGUGAAAUAUCUCUUCGACUCCGCCGAAGAAGCAUUCUAUUCUCCGGUUCACAUCCUUGUCAAUUCAGCCGGAGUUAUCGCCUACGAUUCACCUACCAUAGCCAACAUAACCGUUGAAAACUUCGAUCGCAUCAUGAAUGUGAAUGCAAGAGGAGCAUUUCUAUGUGGAAAGGAAUCGGCGAACAGGUUAAAGCGUUGCGGCGGAGGGAGAAUUAUAUUUCUGUCAACUUCGUUGGUGGCGGCGUUAGAGCCAGGUCAGGGCGCGUACACUGCGGCGAAGGCGGGAGUGGAAGCGAUGACGAAGAUUCUAGCGAAGGAGCUGAAGGGGACAGGGAUUACCGCAAAUUGUGUGGCUCCUGGAGCUACUGCGGCGGGGAUGUUUUUGGUAGGGAAGACAGAGGAGAUGGUGAAGAAAAUUGGAGAAGAAAAUCCAAUUGGUAGAAUUGGUGAGAGCAAGGAUAUUUCCCAUAUUGUUGGAUUUUUGGCUACUGAUUCUGCUGAAUGGGUUAAUAGUCAAACUAUUCGUGCAAACGGAGGUGUUGUUUAG
Molecule: messenger RNA, 910 nt
Organism: Trifolium pratense (red clover)
Lineage: Eukaryota; Viridiplantae; Streptophyta; Magnoliopsida; Fabales; Fabaceae
Product: NADPH-dependent aldehyde reductase-like protein, chloroplastic
Exons: 1
Coding region: 140-910 (256 amino acids)
Source: RefSeq, a predicted model, not a curated record